AUGUCUUCCCAAGAAGCCCAGCAAGGUUCCGAGGACGUCAAUGACUUCCUGUUGCGCAUCAAAGAGCUCUCCCACAGAAGAGAUUCCGAGGACGAAGAGCGCAACCGGAAACUGGAGGAGGAGAUCCUGCAAGGCCGGGCAGAAAGACAGGCUCGGAGGGCUGAGCGCGCCAGAUCCAUUUCCCCUACCAAGUCCUCUCCUGCUAGUACGCCGACUGCAUCGAGAGCAUCUGCGGUGCCUAUAAAUGCUCAGUCCCAAUCGUCGUCCCCAAAAGUCGAACCGAAGGCGGAUACCGAGCCCCAACGCGGGAUGGGGGUUAACGACGACGCGAUGGACCGAUUGAUGGGCUCAACAUCUCCAACGAAGGAAAAUACUUCUCCCUUUGAUGCUGAUCGCGUCAUAACCGAGUCGGACUUCAAGCGGAACGUCUCCGUAAAACCUUCGCCCUCAAGUGCCAUGCCCUCAAGAAAUUCACCCCUCUCCUGGCAACGACGUCCAAAUUCCCAAUCCUCUGAUCGCGUACAGAGCCGCCCCCUCUCUAUGCUCGCUACAGAAAACGCUGCACGAUCACCUCGAGCCACGCCCGCGCCUGAAGUCUCGCCGACCGCAGAGCCCACGAGAGAGCAGAUCGCACAGUCACUCGCCUCGAAAGACCCCGCCUGGUUUCGACAAACUGCAGACAGGGGAUUGAAUUCGCCAGCAUACAGGAAGAAUCAAGUGGAGGACGAGGAGAGAUCGGAUCACGGAUCGAAUUCUUCUCGAGUACAAAUGCCAGGGAUGUUGCGACAAUCCUCAGAACCAGACAAGGUGGGGGAGGAGGUGGCAGAUCGACCUAGCUCACCCUCCAGGAGCAGUGUUUCGUACGGCAGUGGCUCUCGUGCGUCGUUCCAAAACAGUGGUAGACUUCCUGGUAUGGGUUCUCCCAUGCCAAUGAGUCCGGCGCAGAGACUCGAUCCCCCCACGGAACCUAAGUCUGAAGGUCGUGGUCUUGCCAUGUCUCCAUCUCAAGGUCGAAUAUCGCCGGACAGAAUGGACAGGCCACCAUCUCCAACGAAAGGCAUGGGUGGAUUCGUACAAAGUGCUAUGAUGAAGAGAUCUGAUAGCGUAAACAAAAGAUGGAGCGUUCAAUCGCCUCCUGGCUUAAGCAGGGGCAAUUCUAUGGCCAGCAAUCGCAGCAGUGUUAUCGAGCCUACCACAGCUUCUUCACUAGGCAACAUUGUCAAUCCUACAGUCCGAGAACAGAAGCCGAGUAGCUUGAGCCGAGAGACUUCACCACGCCCUAAUUCAAGGCCUUCGUCAAGCCAUAGCAAUACCACCCUCAUUCAAGAGCGACCUGGCACUUCAAACUCGAUGAAGAGCACAAUGACAACAUCGACCACUAAUGAUGGAUUCGUUAAGCCUGCUCUACCACCCUCCCGAACCCAAACACCUCUAGGGGUCAAAACCAAUCAGCCUGAGGAUUCCGAAAAACCCACCAGACGUGAGACAACACCACCUACAAGCCCAUCGAAGACAAUGGAUCCAAGGCGAUGGAGUCCCACAAAAUCCAGUUGGCUGGAGAGCGCGUUGAACAAGCCAGAUUCUCCAAAGCCAAAAGCUGUACCACCACCUCAACAGCCUGCUUGGAUGGCGGAAAUCAACAAGGCAAAGCAGAAAGGAAGUGUCGAUCUGGGUAGAAAUACGACUGGUGCUCCAAAGCAUGAGGUCAACAUUGGUGGGUUGAUGAGAUCUCCGCCCCCUGGUGGCAUCACGAAACCUGUGAGUAUAGGAGGCCUCCCAGCUGGAUUCGCGGCAGGAACAGUAUCUAGGAACAAGGGUGAAAACGCCUCUCCUGAAGCCAGAGACUCUCCAAAGCCAAGCUAUUCUAUCGACUCUGCUGCAAGAUCAUCGCCAGCAAAUGGAAAAUCCAAACCCGAGACUCCUCCCAAGAAGGAUUUCCGUGCGAAUCUCAAACCCCGUGCACAACCGGCAGACACAGGCGGUUCCAACGAGCCGGAGUUCAAGAAUGUAUUCGGCCAACUACGACGUACCAAGACCCAGAAUUAUGUCGCCCCUGAUGAGCUCAAAGCCAACAUUACCCGCGGGAAAGCUGCUUUGAAUCUUACUGGUGGCCCAAAGAAGACUGAGCGUGUCGAUGAGUUCAAGGAUGCAAUCUUGAAGAAGAAGGAAGACUUCAAGAAGGCACAGAGCGAAGGAAAAGGAGUUACCAGAUCUGCUAGUGGUGGAAGUCAAGACGCUCCACUACCAGAAGCUAUUGCGAAACGUAGAGCUUUGGGCAGAUCUGACUCCAUCAUCUCGGAAACAGGUAGCUUGGAGUUGAAGCCUCGAGCUUCGGAGUCUCCAAAGCCAAGUCUCGUGAAGGAAGAGAGCGCACCCGGUCGGCUCCAGAGCAAGGAGACUCCAGCCAGCAAGCUCGCUGGUCGAUUGAAUCCGGGGCUUGCUGGAUUGUUAGCAAGAGGACCGCCUCCUAUAGCCAGUGAAGGUCGAUCGUCCAGUCCUGCUCAGUCUCAGCGUACUGCCAGUAUCAGCACUUCCACUUCCGAGCCUGCUGAGCCUGGUCCUCAGCUCACACAUAUGACAAAGGGUCGUGCUCGUGGUCCUCGAAGAAAGGCUCCCACGAGCACCCCUUCUGCUUCGAGUACUACUGACAGUGUAGCUGAGAAGCCAGCAGUCGUAGCAGAAGCUCCUAAGCAGUCCUCUCCGAUCGAGAUCAAGACCACGCCGAAAGUACUGGAUCGCAUUCAAUCGCCGGUAAAAGACUCGGAUCGUGCUCCAUCUCCAGCUAAGGAUCUUGGUCGCGCGCCCUCUCCAGCCAAAUUCGAAGGCCGUCCUCGAUCUCCGACCAAAGUUCUGGAUCGUCUCCCCCAAUCGCCAACGAAGGAUGCCGACUCUCCAGUAUCGCAAUCAUCUUCUCCUCGCAAGUUAGAUAUGAAGAGAAGAUCACAAUUUCUUCAGGAUGCUGCGAAGCAGGACCUCAAAGCACAGUUGGACUCCCCCAAGCCACUGUCUCCUACGAAGAAAGCUAAUUCCCCCGAGAUUCCUGUAAAACCAGAAGUACCAGAAACUAUCGUCAAACAGGCCCCUUCGCCGAAGCCGAAACCCAGCACACCUAUCAAAUCACCUUCUCUAUAUAAAUCUUCUGUUCGGUCACCCGUCACAUCUCCAGUCGAAUCCCCAGAAACCGCAAGAUUCCGUCCCCAGCCACUAUCACCAAAAAAACCUACGCCAGUCGAGCAACCGUCCUCGUCGCACAAAGCAGUGGUUCCUUCUCCGGAGAAGGUUGAUCGCGAACAUACUGUAUCCGUUAAGAAUGCUACAUCGCUAUGGGGCUCAUCUUCAAUCUCAGCCGAUACUCCUCCACGUGCCCGAUCUCCUAUCAAGCUCCCAACUCACGAGGAUGAGAAGGCUGCCAUGGUCGGCGCUGGCUUGCGGCCUGCCAGCCCUGUCAAAUCAAACGCAGCUAUCGGUCUUGGAAUCCAAGCUCGAGCUCGCCCACUUCCUACCCCACCAGCAAAAGGUCCAAUGUCUCCACCUCCGAGCGCAGGUCCUAGAUCAGCUGGCUUUUCCAAGAAGUCUUUGGAUAUAUCAGUACCUCAAGCAUCCGAAGCAUCUCAAUUGCUAGGUGAUUUCUUUGGAGGGAACCGUCAACAUUCCGAGUAUUCGGUCGACACAGCUGAGCUUUUAUCCUCACGGCCUGAUGCAGGUGACAGGAUUGAGACCCUGCGGGCUUCUCUCUACCAAUUCUCGAACGAUGGGAAGAAACAAGAGGUUCCUAGCCACCAAGAGAGAAUUCUCUUCGAAGGGAAUCUCUAUCUCUGUAACCAUACCUUUGAGAAUGCUGCAGGAAAGAAAGUUACCGAAUCAUAUUUCUGGCAGGGUGACAAUGUUCCUAGUUCUGUUGUGGACGACAUUGGAAUAUUUGCCCAGAGAGAAGCUAGGAGUGCCGGGGGGAAGCUGAUCAAGAUCCGCCAAGGCAAAGAGACUCCAGAGUUCUUUCAUGCUCUGGGUGGAAUUAUCAUUAUUAGAAGAGGCUCGUCUAAUAAAUACGACUCGCUCGCUCCUCACAUCUUGUGCGCCAGAAAGCACUUUGGACAGAUAGCUUUUGAUGAGGUUGAUUUCUCACCCGCUAGUUUAUGUUCUGGGUUCCCGUAUCUGAUUUCAGCGCAAUCCGGCAAGGCGUAUUUAUGGAAAGGAAAGGGCAGCGGAAUCGAUGAGCUCAGCUGUGCCAGGCUGAUUGGUAUGGAUUUUGGUCUAACUGGCGAGAUUGAAGAGGUUGAGGAUGGUAACGAGCCCGCAUCAUUCUUGCAAAUCUUUGGGAACGGUGCCACCAUCCCCCAGUCUGCUGAUCAUUGGCGCAUGAAGCCUAAUUACAACAAAUACUGUGGACGGCUGUUCGUCGCGGACUCAACAGCCAGAUCCCAGAUUACUGAAAUUAGCCCUUUCUGCCAAACCGACCUCUCUGCUACUAAGAUCUACGUCCUCGACGCCUUCUUUGAAAUCUACAUCAUCAUCGGCUCCAAGUCGCAAUCCCAGUACCCCGCUUUCCAGAACGCCCUCAACUUCGGUCAAGAAUACGGCAUCCUUGCUGCCGGUAUGGAAGACCGGCCGUUCGUCCCAGUCACUACUGUUGUUCUAGAAGGUGUGCCUAAGGAUAUGAAGAGCGUUUUUAGGAAGUGGAUAGACCGUCUAUCGAUUACGUUGUAUAACCCUCCUGAGGGAGGACUGCAGCGUGGAAGGAGUCUGAGGGUUGUGCCGUUGACGGCGGCGUUGGAGGCAACAAGGAGUCCGUGA
This is a messenger RNA of Cadophora gregata, 4791 nucleotides long. RefSeq lists its product as uncharacterized. Gene Ontology annotation, biological process: actin filament severing; barbed-end actin filament capping. Lineage: Eukaryota; Fungi; Ascomycota; Leotiomycetes; Helotiales; Ploettnerulaceae. Gene Ontology annotation, molecular function: phosphatidylinositol-4,5-bisphosphate binding; actin filament binding. The transcript is spliced from 3 exons. Bases 1 to 4791 code for a protein of 1596 amino acids. The record is from RefSeq and is a predicted model, not a curated record.